Molecule: messenger RNA, 2523 nt
Organism: Acytostelium subglobosum LB1
Lineage: Eukaryota; Evosea; Eumycetozoa; Acytosteliales; Acytosteliaceae
Exons: 4
Coding region: 1-2523 (840 amino acids)
Source: RefSeq, a predicted model, not a curated record
AUGUUGAGUGUCAUUGAUAGCUUCUUGAGGGAAUAUAAAGAUGAACAACAAAGUGACCUCACUGAAUUAUUCAUCAAGUCAGUGACAUCAUUGAAUGAUCAAACAACAACAAGUAGUUUAUCAUCUGAAGACAUAUCACUUAAGAAUGAUUACAUUCUUCCAAAUAUAUCAGAGUUACUUGCCAUUCGACAACAUGAUGACCAAGAGGUGUUGUUCUGGAUAGGCAAGGUUGUAACAUUGUUAGAGUCGACAAAUGAAGAGACCAGUUUGGAACGAACAAUGACAUUGCUCAGUCAAGCCAUUGCCCAGCCACAUUGGUGUUACCAUAUCUUGGUCGAUCGCCAAUAUCUCACAACAUUGAUCAAGGCACAUCAACAGACAGAGGCGAUGAAUCGUCUGUACACAUUGUACAUCGACUUGCUUCGACUGUACAACGACUGUCCUGAUUGUUAUGAGAACAUAUCAAUGGCCUUUGGUGAGGAGCGAGUGAGCCAAGAACUAUAUCAAUGUAUGAUGUCAUCAACGUCAUCACCAACACUGCGAUAUGGAUGGCUCAAUGAUGUGACACGAUCAAGUGCAUUAUCAAGAUUCCUAUCCACGCACAAACAACAUGUAUUAGAAUCACUUGACACACUACAAUCAUCCUUUGUGAUAGCGAUGCGAGAACUAAAGGAUUCAUUCAAGAUUGUGAUAAUGAUUGUCAAGGAGGAUGAGGCGAUAAGGGACAUGCCGGCCAAUCAAAAGAGAAUGAUCAAUAUGAUAUCACAUAGCAUGUUCAAAGAUAUUGCUGACGAUGGAUUCGUUAUGUUCAGUCCAUUCAUCAACUCUGAUGCACUCAAUCAAGGAGCAAACUUCUUCCAACUCUUCCAAUCACUCAAGGAUGUCCACAAUAUGAAUGCCAUCAUCAAGUUGAUAGGCAAUUGCGAGAGCGAGUCGUCAACAUCGUCAUUCCUCAAACAAUACGCAUCAGUUGAGAACAUUAUCACAAGAGUACUUAACGAACUAACAUGGUCCGAUGAUUACACUACAUUGGUGUUACUCGAUGGCAUCACUCAAUCAUUCUCAAGCAUCAACAUGGACAGUGCGCAGGCAUCAGCAACUCUCCAACCUCUGGCAGACCAUCUCGAGAAGCUCAAUCUGAAAUCCAAUCGUAUGGCUGUAUCACUGCCAACCAUUCACGCUCCAGUGAUCAUCAGAUCGUUGGUAAGAUUGAUGGAGAUAUGUGGAGCAGCCAAUAAGAACAACACCAAUCUAUACCGAUUGGCAAUGAUAUUUUUGGUGCAGUUGGAUGAUGAGGUUGACCAAGAACUGCAUUUGUCAGAGACACUCAUCCAGAAGUAUCCAUUGCUCACCAAGGUGUUCAUCAAGGACCAAUACCGCCCCAUGAUCUAUGAUUCACUCUCAUGCAAUGUACAUUUCCUCGCCACGCACCAUCGUCACAAUCUGCUGGAGAGUGAUCAGAAGCAACUAAAGACGUGGGGCAAGAGACUACUCUGUAUGCUCCUUAGCUUCAAAUACACGCCCAAAGUACAUCGAUUUGUCAACUCAUAUGACAAUGUAUCUGAGAUUUGGUCCCAAUUCAUUCGCUCACUUUUCAAAACUGUUGAUGGUGAUGAUAAUGGCGAUGCCUAUCCUGUCGAAUGGUUGAUUACCGUGAUACCCAAUGUGUUAAUGUUGAAUGGCGCGGCAGACGAGAUACAUCCAGCAGCAGUAUUCACAUUCUUCAAACUUAUCCACAGCUCACGAUUGAGCCCGAUCGAGCAUGAUUGGAAGUCACUCAAACAUACAUUAUUGGCAAAGGUCAAUCCAGCUCACAAAGAUUAUCAAUCACAACGUCAAUCAUACAUUGAUCACAAGAUACAAUCUAUUUUUGAUCGAUCACCAGCACUCAAUCUUGACCCGUCACUCUGGUCAUCACUUCCACCAAUACCCGUUCGUCACAUCAUUGAUCACUUGGUUUUGGAUGAAGGUGCGACGGACAUCGACCUGUGUACACACUCGCGAUGGGUCGUGUCACUGUCCACUGUGUCCAAACAGUUCCAUCAAGUUGUCAGGGCAUCCGUGUCCCACAACCCCGUCCCAUCACUUGGUAUCUGUGACCAAAUGAACCAUAUUGGAUCAACAUACUGUCUGUUCAAGUCUCCACCACUGCACAUGGAUGCCAAGGACUUGCGAUACAUACCAAUCAAACUGAUCAAUGAGUGUUUGAACAAUUUGGAAUCAUUGGUCGUGCCCACGGACGAUGGAUUCCUCGGCAAAAAUGGUUUCCUCUACGGCUAUGAGGUUGGUGGUGAUGAUCUCUUUGACGACGACUUUGGCAUUACCUCUCCAAUGGAGGUAUCCUCAUCAGUCCUGAUCAUCACGAUCGAUGCUCCACGACUUAGACACAUCAAGUUUGUCAAUCAUCCUCGACUCUAUGAUAGUAAUCUAUUGGAUAACAUCAGGGAGGCGGUACCAUCAUGCUUCAAGAUCAUCGAUGUAUCUAUUUGGUCAACUAGAAUCAAUAUCAUUUGUUGGCAUUGA